AUGACGUCAUGGCCAGAACCAACUCCACAAUUUCUGGAAGUCGCCAAAACAAAACUUCAACUUUCUCCUGAACCCUUUAUCAUUGAGAAAUACCUACUCAGCCAACCGACAGAAUACCCAAUGGCACGCAUGCUCCCCACCCACGAAACCUCUCCCCUCCUCAGCCACGGGACCAGCAGCCCUGCCACUCACAGAAACCCCUUGUCCUCCCUCUCCCUCCAGCGCCUGAAGCACCACCUCACAACCGAAAUCACACCGCACCGCACGGACCUCCUCCUCCUAACCUGCUACAUAAUCACCGGUCUUCUCGACAGCUCCGCCGUGUUCAUAUGGGGCUCCUUCGUGAGCAUGCAAACCGGCAACACCGUAUACCUGGGUCUCGGAUUGUCAGGACUAGACGAGAGCGGAAAGGCACAGCGGUGGCUGAAAGCGCUGAUUUCAAUCGCGAGUUUCUGUGUUGGCAGUCUUCUCUUCACGCUUCUCUCGAGGAUGUUCCGGAGUCCGAGGGAACGAGGUGCGUUGGCACUCAGCUUUACGGUGCAGAUGCUCUGUGUUGCUGUGGCGGCUGGUAUUGUGACUGUGCAUAAAGCGAGUAAGGCGGAUGAAUUGGGCUGGGAGAUUGCGCUGCCGCUGGCGCUUGUUGCGUUUCAGAGCUCCGGGCAGGCGGUUACGAGUCGGGUUGUUGGGUUCAGUGGGUUGACGAGCGUGGUGCUUACCAGUGUUUACUGUGAUUUGUUUUCGUAUCUUGGUGGUUCUGGGAGGGGGAAGGGUGCGGAUGAGUGGAGGCGUCUUGGGGCUGUUGUGGGAUUGUUUGUGGGUAUUUUGCUCGGAGGGGCUUGGGCGAAGAGUGAGGUUGGGCUUAUGGGGGCGCUGUGGAUGGUGGUCGUGCUGAAAGGCGCGAUUGUGCUUGCUUGGUUGCUUUGGAGCGGUGAGGGUGAUAGGGCUGAGUAG
Messenger RNA from Aspergillus mulundensis, 951 nucleotides. RefSeq names its product YoaK family protein. Lineage: Eukaryota; Fungi; Ascomycota; Eurotiomycetes; Eurotiales; Aspergillaceae. The transcript has a single exon. The record is from RefSeq and is a predicted model, not a curated record. The coding region runs from base 1 to 951 and encodes 316 amino acids.